Messenger RNA from Amyelois transitella, 1354 nucleotides. It is a transcript of the gene 140up, whose product is annotated as RPII140-upstream gene protein. The coding region runs from base 183 to 953 and encodes 256 amino acids. Lineage: Eukaryota; Metazoa; Arthropoda; Insecta; Lepidoptera; Pyralidae. The record is from RefSeq and is a predicted model, not a curated record. The transcript has 5 exons. Gene Ontology annotation, cellular component: mitochondrion.
CAAAACAAUCUCAAAAUUUCUAGAGACGGCCGAUAUUAUUCUUGUGGUUGUAACUAGAAAAGGUACUUACAAAAAUUUUAUUAUAUUAUUUUUUUUAGAAAAAGUAUUCCGCAAUUUACGUAAUUAGACAAUUUAUUCGUUAGUAUAUAAUGUCGAGUUUGUAAUUGAAGAUCUGACUGACCAUGAUGUUGAGAACUGCCGUGAGACUAACACCGACUUUUAUAGUUCCUUUAUUUCAACAUCACAACGAAAACGACUACAAUGUUUUGGAUCCAACUACACCAAAUAUUCCAAAGACAGGUUGGGACCGUGUGAAGAAAAUGUAUACCAGAGAUGAGUAUGAAGAAAUAUCUGUAGAACUAAACAGUGUGUUGCAAGGCUCAUUGGCAGGGGCGUUUAUUGGAGCAUGUAUGGGUGGAUUCUACUCUUCUCAGCAAGCAUAUGUUUAUUUUAUGGAGAACAAUCAAGCAACAAUAUUUAAGUCUACUAUGGAAGCUAAGAAAAAACUACAAAAUUAUGUGACUAUAGGCUUUGCAAGAGGAGCACAUCGUUGGGGAUGGAGGCUGGGUCUUUUUACAGGAAUGUUUAGUUUAAUAGCUACAACUAUUUCGGUAUAUCGUGAUGAUACAUCUCUAAUACAGUUUAUCACCGCUGGAGCGAUUACCGGUGGCCUUUAUAAAGUUAAUUUGGGUACAGCGGCGACAUGUGUUGGUGCUGGCUUAGGCGCUGCCCUUAGUGCGGUGAUUGGAGGAGUGAUUUUGGGAAUUUUAAAAGCCACUGGAUUUUCUAUGCAAGAACUUAGACAAGCACUGUACAAUAUCAAAAAAGCCAGGGAGGAUCAGUAUAGACAAGUAAUAGAAAAAUCUGCCAAAAUUAAGAAUGAUGACUUGACUAGGCACCACGAUAAAUUGGUUGAGGAGAAAGGGCAGAUGGAUUUAAAAAACAUUGAAUGAGUUACUUACAUAUGAGCAGGAUAUUCCUUUUCAGACAUAGUAUCAUGUACGGAAAUAACUGGCAGAAGGUGCAAGAAAUUGAUUAACUUAUUUACAUUGUUAUUACAAUGACCUGUCUGUCGAACAAUAGUAUAUUUUGUCAUAUGGAUCAUCGUAUCGAUUUAAUAUUGGUUAUUGAUUACCGUUUUUUCCUUCUUAGUCUAUUUCAAUAAUAAAAAACGGAGAAUGCUAAUGUUUGAGUAAACCCAGAUUGGUUUAUGUUUACUAUGAACUUAGAAUCAAAUAAAAUUAUUUUUAUAAAAAAAUAAAUAAAUUGGGUAUAGUAUGUACUCAAAACCACUUUAGUUAUCUGAAGUAAAUAAUAAGAGGUUAUUUAAUUUAUAAUAAAUUAUGUUAUAAAA